Messenger RNA from Phacochoerus africanus (Common warthog), 2486 nucleotides. Its product is annotated as protocadherin alpha-4-like. Gene Ontology annotation, cellular component: plasma membrane. Bases 60 to 2486 code for a protein of 808 amino acids. Gene Ontology annotation, biological process: homophilic cell-cell adhesion. Gene Ontology annotation, molecular function: calcium ion binding. The record is from RefSeq and is a predicted model, not a curated record. The transcript is spliced from 2 exons. Lineage: Eukaryota; Metazoa; Chordata; Mammalia; Artiodactyla; Suidae.
AGCGUCAUUGUCCUGAACGGUCGCGGGAUAUCUCCCCAUUUUGAAGCAAGACCCCCUUAAUGAGAACAAAGCCCUGCGGGCUUGAGAUGGAGUUUUCUUGGGCAAUCGGCCAGGAAUCCCGGCGUCUGCUGCUCUCACUUCUGUUUCUCGCAGCCUGGGAGGCCGGGAGCGGCCAGGUCCGCUACUCGGUCCCGGAGGAGGCCAAACACGGCACCUUCGUGGGCCGCAUCGCCCAGGACCUGGGGCUGGAGCUGGCCGAGCUGGUGCCGCGCCUGUUCCGGAUGGCGUCCAAAGGCGGCGGGGACCUUCUGGAGGUAAACCUGCAGAAUGGCAUUUUGUUUGUGAAUUCUCGGAUCGACCGGGAGGAGCUGUGCGGGCGGAGCCUGGAGUGCAGCAUCCACCUGGAGGUGAUCGUGGAGCGGCCGCUGCAGGUGUUCCACGUGGAGGUGGAGGUGAGGGACAUUAACGAUAAUCCGCCUGUGUUCCCCGCAGCACAAAAGAAUCUGUUUAUGGCCGAAUCCAGGCCGCUUGACUCUCGGUUUCCACUAGAGGGCGCUUCGGAUGCAGAUAUUGGAGUCAAUGCUGUGCUGACUUACACGCUGAGCCCCAACGAGUAUUUCUCGCUGGAAAAACCAUCUGGUGACGAGCGGGUAAAACGUCUCGGGCUAGUAUUAAGGAAACCUUUAGACAGAGAAGAAGCUCCGCAGAUUUUUUUAGUACUUACCGCCACUGAUGGCGGCAAACCUGAGCUGACGGGGACCGUUCAGAUACUCGUUACAGUUCUGGACGCCAACGACAACGCCCCAGCUUUUGACAGAACACUCUAUGCGGUGAAAUUACUAGAAAAUGUUCUUAAUGGAACGUUAGUAAUUAAACUUAAUGCCUCAGAUUUAGAUGAAGGCGCGAAUGGGAACAUUAUUUAUUCAUUCUCAACUGAUAUUUCACCAAAUGUGAAAUCCAAGUUCUACAUAGAUCCAAUCACGGGAGAAAUUAUGGUAAAAGGAUAUAUCGAUUUUGAGGAAAGCAAAUUCUAUGAAAUUCUUGUAGACGGCAUUGAUAAUGGGCAGCCCCCACUCUCUGGCCAUUGUACAGUUAUGGUGGAAGUUGAAGACACCAAUGAUAAUGUCCCAGUUAUAGAAUUCAAGUCCUUGUCACUCCCGGUAAGAGAAGACGCUCCACUGGGCACCACCAUCGCCUUGAUCAGCGUGUCCGACCGUGACUCGGGCGCCAACGGGCAGGUGACCUGCUCGCUGACACACUACGUCCCCUUCAAGCUGGUGUCCACCUUCAGGAAUUACUAUUCGCUGGUGCUGGACGGCACCUUGGACCGCGAGAGCGUGGCGAGCUACGAGCUGGUGGUGACCGCGCGGGACGGCGGCUCGCCUUCGCUGUGGGCCACGGCCAGCGUGUCGGUGGAGGUGGGCGACGUGAACGACAACGCGCCGGUGUUCGCGCAGCCCGAGUACACGGUGUUCGUGAAGGAGAACAACGCGCCCGGCUGCCACAUCUUCACGGUGUCGGCGCGCGACGCGGACGCGCAGGAGAACGCGCGGGUGGCCUACUCGCUGGUGGAGCGGCGGGUGGGCGAGCGCGCGCUGUCGAGCUACGUGUCGGUGCACGCGGAGAGCGGCAAGGUGUUCGCGCUGCAGCCGCUGGACCGCGAGGAGCUGGAGCUGCUGCAGGUCGGGGUGAGCGCGCGCGACGCGGGCGCGCCGCCUCUGGGCAGCAACGUGACGCUGCAGGUGUUCGUGCUGGACGAGAACGACAACGCGCGGCGCUGCUGCCCGCCGCCGCCGCCGUCGCCUGGGCGCCGCCCGGGUGCGGGUGGCGCGGUGGUGGGCGCGGGCCAGGUGGUGGCGAAGGUGCGCGCGGUGGACGCGGACUCGGGCUACAACGCGUGGCUGUCGUACGAGCUGCAGGAGGCGGCGUCGGGGGGCGCGCGGAGCGCGUUCCGCGUGGGGCUGUACACGGGCGAGAUCAGCACGACGCGCGCCCUGGACGAGGCGGACGCGGCGCGCCAGCGCCUGCUGGUGCUGGUGAGGGACCACGGCGAGCCGGCGCUGACGGCCACGGCCACCGUGCUGCUGUGGCUGGAGGACGGCGGCCCGGCGCCCAAGGCGUCCUCGCGGCGGGUGGUGGGCCCCGCGGCGGCGGAGGCGGCGCUGGUGGACGUGCACGUGUACCUGGUGGUGGCGAUCUGCGCGGUGUCGAGCCUGCUGGUGCUGACGCUGCUGGUGUACACGGCGCUGCGGUGCUCGGCGCCGCGCGGCGAGGGCGCGUGCGUGCCCGGGCAGGCGCGGCUGGUGUGCUCGAGCGCGGUGGGCAGCUGGUCUUCGUCUCCGCGGCGGCGGCGGCAGCGGGUGUGCUCUGGGGAGGGGCCGCCCAAGGCCGACCUCAUGGCCUUCAGCCCCAGUGUACCAGAUUCUGGAGAUAGAGAGGAUCAACAGCUUGCAACUGCGGAUUCCCUCUCAAAGGUUAGUUUAUAA